CACGCCACAGUAUGGUGUAAGAUGUCGUGGUGGUGCACGUGGCAAAAUUUUCAAUACAAAAACCCAAAGGCAAUUAUUAGAUUUUAAUUUCCCAAGAUAGGUUGUCUUACACUUAAUAUUACACUACAACUACGUACAUACUACUACUACUAAACUAUUAUUAAGUGCCAAUCAAGAGAGAGCAAUUGCAAUCCAGCCGGUGUUCUUAUAUCACGGCACGGACCUACCUCCAGCCGACCUUAGGCUUAAGCAAGACCGUCCAUUACGAACCAACUAGGCCUAGGCCCCUAGCCAUAUUAUAGGUGCCUAGCUGGGUAACUUAGAUUGAACAACUAGUAAAAUCAAUUGACAGUACGCUCCUUUCGACAAUGGAUGGAUUACAAAUAAGUAAAGGCAUCAAGAGAUCACAACCAGAUAAUCAGGGAUGUGCAUCUAAAAAGUCCCGAAAGAAGACCGGAUCCGUCAAAUUACUUCCCAGGCGGAUUGAACGAUUAUUAAGGUGGAAAGAAAAGCAUAAAAAUGAGAAUAAUGAUAAUAUUAAGAACUGCCUAAAUCAGAGUGUAAACAAAGAAUUACUGCAUAAUUCAAAAAUGGUAGAAGAUGGACAAACGGAUAAAACUGAAGAACUGCUUACGCAGCCAUCUACGAGUAAUACUCAAGUUACAGAAAAGUGCAAUGGUAAUCGAGAAAGUAUUGUAGCAUUGGAUUGUGAAAUGGUUGGUACCGGCAGCAAAGGCCGAGUGGAUGCACUAGCCCGAUGCAGUAUAGUUGACUUUCACGGUAAUAUUAUCUACGAUAAGUAUGUAAAGCCGCAGAAUCUCGUCACGGAUUAUCGUACAAAAUGGAGCGGCAUCCGUGAGGAAAAUCUUAAGGAUGCUGUCUGCUUCAACCAAGCUCAGACGGAAGUGCAAGAGAUUCUCAGAAACAAGAUCGUUGUCGGUCAUAGCCUACACCAUGAUUUUGCUGCGCUGAAGUUAAACCAUCCUAAGCACUCGCUUCGAGACACAGCAGAAUAUAAACUUAUGAAGGAAUUAACAAAUAUAGGUGAAAGUUCAUGGACGCCUUCAUUGCGGUACCUCGUAAGGUGUUUGCUAGGCAGGGAUAUUCAAGUUGGAGAACACUGUUCUGUCGAUGAUGCAAGAUCUGCACUGGACCUGUAUAAGCUUGUAGAAAAUCAGUGGGAAGAGAAUGUUAUACGAGAGAAGAGAGACUUUGAUGGCAAGUUAGUAUCCUACAUGGACGAUGAAUUUUGGCCGCCUGAAAUUUUCCAUUAAACAUGAAGGCGUUCAUUUAUUUUAUUUUUUUAGAUGUAUCAAAAUACUGUGGAAUGCUUCUGCUAUUAAAAUUGUAUUGAUCAAUCUAA
This is a messenger RNA of Anneissia japonica, 1363 nucleotides long. Its product is annotated as RNA exonuclease 4-like. Gene Ontology annotation, cellular component: nucleus. The record is from RefSeq and is a predicted model, not a curated record. Lineage: Eukaryota; Metazoa; Echinodermata; Crinoidea; Comatulida; Comatulidae. Gene Ontology annotation, biological process: rRNA processing. The transcript is spliced from 2 exons. Gene Ontology annotation, molecular function: 3'-5' exonuclease activity; nucleic acid binding. Bases 369 to 1274 code for a protein of 301 amino acids.